AGACAAAACAUCGCCAUGAGAUCGGCGCGAAAGAUACAGAACCUUCGUAAUCAUGAUCUUAUCAAACAGCAUGUCAUUCCAAUUGCUUUAGGUGGACCAACGAAUUGCUAUGACAAGCUAUUGGAAAACAUAG
Molecule: messenger RNA, 133 nt
Organism: Acaulospora morrowiae
Lineage: Eukaryota; Fungi; Glomeromycota; Glomeromycetes; Diversisporales; Acaulosporaceae
Source: the annotation of a GenBank genome assembly